Molecule: messenger RNA, 719 nt
Organism: Gadus chalcogrammus (walleye pollock)
Lineage: Eukaryota; Metazoa; Chordata; Actinopteri; Gadiformes; Gadidae
Product: histone H2A.Z
Exons: 5
Coding region: 108-494 (128 amino acids)
Cellular component (GO): nucleosome
Molecular function (GO): structural constituent of chromatin; protein heterodimerization activity; DNA binding
Source: RefSeq, a predicted model, not a curated record
AUAAAAACCAUCGCCGGUAGGCGGGCGGUGCAUUUGAAACUAAGUAGUCGACGGCGCCCUUUGGACUCAACACUCAAGCGUUAUUAACCACUGCUAAAAAUAUAACAAUGGCAGGCGGAAAGGCAGGAAAGGACUCCGGGAAGACCAAGACAAAGGCUAUUUCGCGCUCCCAGAGGGCGGGCUUGCAGUUUCCAGUCGGUCGUAUCCACAGGCAUCUGAAGACCAGAACGACAAGCCACGGCAGGGUGGGCGCCACCGCCGCCGUCUACAGUGCAGCCAUCCUUGAGUACCUCACAGCUGAGGUGCUGGAGUUGGCGGGUAAUGCUUCUAAAGAUCUCAAGGUGAAGCGUAUCACCCCACGUCAUUUGCAGCUCGCCAUCCGAGGAGAUGAGGAGCUUGAUUCGCUCAUCAAAGCGACAAUCGCCGGCGGUGGUGUCAUCCCCCACAUCCACAAGUCGCUCAUUGGAAAGAAAGGACAACAGAAGACUGUAUAAACUGAAGUGUCUUUGAGUUGUUCCAUCUCAGGACAUGAAAUCGGCAUCACAUGUUCAAUGUAUUAGCUUAGUAUAAUGUAGGCAUAAUUGUAUGGUAUAGCUUGUAUUUACUCACCUGGGUUGUCAUUAAUGUGGCUUCAAAGAAGCCGAGAUUGUUAUGGGCCUCUUAUUAUUUUAUCAAUUUAUGUCUGUGGUGAAGUUUUAAUAAAGUUCAUAUGCCUGUAA